AUGUAACCAGAUUAGAUCGAAGAGCAGAAGAAGAAAAUUCAGGAGAGUGAGCACAAUGCUAGGAAAAAGGAAAUUGAGUUGCAGUUUAAGAAUGUUUUUGAUGAAGCCAAGAAAAUAUUAAAGAGAGAAUAUUAUGAAAAUGAAAUGAGUGAGAAGCUAAGAAAUUUGUUGGAUUGGAUUGAAAGUGACAUAAACAAGUUGUCAGAAAAAAAUGAUAGAGACUUUGUAAAAAAAUAUAAAUCAUUUGUGGAAACUUAUAGAAGUGGACUUGUAGAAUUUAAGGAAAUACUAUUGAAUUUAAAAAAGAUUGAGGAGAACCGCUAAGAAAUAAAAAAAGUGAAAAUUAAUAGUUUCAAGCAAAAUCCUUAAUGUUUAAAUACGGAAAUUAAGUUUUCAGAGAAAAGACUACAAAGAAUGAGAGCAGGAGUUCAUCUGAUUUAAGUUUUGGAAGAAUCUUUAGCAAGAAAGUACUAAGAAACUAUGAAGAAAUCUAUUUCCGAAUAACCAAUCCAACAAGAACCUCAAUAACAAAUGGAUUUAAGUGAAACUGAAAUACAAAUAUUUUAGGAGUUGGAAAAUGGAUUCAAAAAAGAUAGAAUAUCAUAAACAAAUGAGGACUUGGAUAAAGGAAUAAAAAAAUAGAAAGAUAUUUAGAUUUUUGAUUAAGUUGAAAGGGCCUUGGAAGAAUAGAAAGAGAGGUAUUAAGUGAUCUCUAAGGAAUUCGAUAAAGGAUUCUAAAAGCAAAAGGUGAAAUGUGAGUCCAUUGUGAAAUCAUCGUAUAAGCCUGUAAAAGGAGAUUUAGACUUUACUAAUAAAUAUUAGGAUUCAUAUUUCAAGAAUUAUUUCAGAGAGAAAUUUAAAUUGGCUAAUUAUUUUCUUGGUGAUUAAUUAAUUAAAUUAUUUUUACAUGAAAAUUAGAAAUAUGUGAAUAAAGUAUUGAACAAGAAUUCUAAUUCUUCCUAACAAAAUUCUUUUAAUGAAAAGAAGAUUUAUAAUAAAGAAUUGGACCCUAAAAACUUUAUUUAACAAGAUGACUUAGAAAGUAAUGGCAAGGCAUUAUAAAAAAUACUAAAAAUAAAUGAAGAAAUAUAAAAAGAACUACUCUAAGAUGAACAUUAAAGAAAUAUUGAAGAAAUGAAUAAAAUUGAAAUAUAAAAGAAGUAAGAACACUGGGAAAAAGUGUUGUAAUAAGAUGAUCAUAGAAAAUCAACCCCAAACUUAAUUAAGAAAACAUCAUAAGUUCAAUUAAAGAAAUCACAAACUGUUGAAAAAAAAACCAUCAAUAUUAAACCUGUCAUUUCCUCUUUAAAAAAAAGAACCAUUUAUUAUUAAGCUCAUCCGAAUUUUCCUUUAAUAAGUGAAGUCUACAAAUCUCAUUAAAAUGUUCCUGAAGAAAGAUUAAAGAAAGCAGCCAUAGGAUAUGAUAUUAUUCAACAACCCUCCAGGACCUUAUAUACUCCACCUACUAACGUGAAUUCACAAUUAGAAAACAAAAAUAAAGUAUUAAAACUAGAAGAUGACAUCUACCCAUAACACCCUAACCUAAGAGUUCCUCGAACAGCAAUGCAAAACUUUAGAGGAACCUUUUUUCCGAAUUCUCAGCAUGGUUUAUCUCGCUAAAAUAAUUAAGAUUAUAAAUCACUUACAACUUUAUGGGGAGAAUAAUGGAACAAUUAUUGA
This is a messenger RNA of Paramecium tetraurelia, 1680 nucleotides long. RefSeq lists its product as uncharacterized. The transcript has 3 exons. Lineage: Eukaryota; Ciliophora; Oligohymenophorea; Peniculida; Parameciidae. The record is from RefSeq and is a predicted model, not a curated record.